Molecule: messenger RNA, 802 nt
Organism: Setaria italica (foxtail millet)
Lineage: Eukaryota; Viridiplantae; Streptophyta; Magnoliopsida; Poales; Poaceae
Product: ubiquitin
Exons: 3
Coding region: 73-495 (140 amino acids)
Biological process (GO): protein ubiquitination; modification-dependent protein catabolic process; translation
Cellular component (GO): nucleus; cytoplasm; ribosome
Molecular function (GO): structural constituent of ribosome; protein tag activity; ubiquitin protein ligase binding
Source: RefSeq, a predicted model, not a curated record
CACCCCACCCCACCCCACCCACUCCCUCAAAAACCCCAUUCCUCCGGCGAGCAAUCCCCGAGCUCCGGCGAGAUGCAGAUCUUCGUGAAGACGUUGACGGGGAAGACGGUGACGCUGGAGGUCGAGAGCAGCGACACCAUCACCAAUGUCAAGGCCAAGAUCCAGGACAAGGAAGGGAUCCCGCCUGACCAGCAGCGGCUGAUCUUCGCCGGGAAGCAGCUGGAGGACGAGCGGACCCUGGCCGACUACAACAUCCAGAAGGAGUCGACGCUGCACCUGGUGCUCCGCCUCCGCGGCGGCGGCGGCAAGGGCGGCAGCUACCCCAAGAUCGACCUCAACCUCCUCCAGCUCGCGCUCAAGUACCGCCAGCACAAGAUGAUCUGCCGCAAGUGCUACGCCCGCAACUCCAGCAGGGCCGAGAACUGCCGCAAGAAGAAGUGCGGCCACACCAGCGAGCUGAGGCCAAAGAAGAAGCUGGAUGCCAAGAGAGAAUGAAGCAACAUUGGAAAAUCACCAAAAGCGAUGAAGUGCCAAGCGUCAGUUGAACCAGUUUUCAUAAUAAGAGUUGUCAGUCCUAUUAGAGUACUUGUCUAUCAAGAGCUGUGAUAUUGCAGCUAAAGAGUGUCUAGUUAAUUUUCCUUUGCUGGUUUGUCGAACCUUUUGUCGUUCUUAAUAUGCUAGUUAUGGCAUUAUGAAUCUCGAUUAAUAGUUGUGUCUGGGAUGUGUUCUGGCCGUCUGAUGAUAGGUUUUCAACCUUUUGGUGUUUACCACAUUGAUACAUAUAUAUGUGCAAUUCCAUUGA